Molecule: messenger RNA, 2099 nt
Organism: Oncorhynchus mykiss (rainbow trout)
Lineage: Eukaryota; Metazoa; Chordata; Actinopteri; Salmoniformes; Salmonidae
Source: RefSeq, a predicted model, not a curated record
CCAAACCCAGCAUUACUCACACCACAUCAGGGUCACCUGAAAUUAGUAUAACAAGCUAAAAAAAAAAUGACUUAUGAUGAGGGCUCAUUUGAGGACGGGGGUCUUUUCUAUGGCUUUGAUAACUACUCAGAGUUGCUGGAGAGUCCUGACAACAGUAGCAGUGAUACUGAGUACACCUGUAAUGACGGAGCAGGUCUCCAGCUGUUUCAUACUGUGUUCCAACCCCUGGUCUACAGUCUGGUGUUCUUCCUGGGGCUGACAGGUACACACACACCUGUUUCAUACUGUGUUCAAACCACUGGUCUACAGCCUGGUGUUCCUACGGGAUCUUCCAAUAGUCCAGGUAACGGGCUGAUGUUAACGGUGCUGCUGAAACGCCGUGGCCUCCUGCGGAUCACAGAGAUCUAUCUGUUACACCUGGGCCUGGCUGAUCUGAUGCUGCUAGCCACCUUCCCCUUCGCACUGGCACAGGUGUCCUUGGGGGUGGUGUUCGGAGACGUCCUGUGUAAACUGAUUGGGCUGAUGAACCGACUCAACUUCCUUUGUGGGAGUCUCCUCCUGGCAUGUAUCGGCUUCGACCGUUACCUGGCCAUCGUGCAUGCCAUCACCAGCCUCCAGAGCCGACGCCCCAGGAACGUACACCUCACCUGCCUGGCACUGUGGCUCGUCUGUCUGGCCUUGUCUGUUCCCAAUGCUGUGUUCCUGUCUGUAGGGGAGAGUCCCAUAGACCCGACUCAGCUCUCAUGCUUCUUCCACAGUCACGGUCUCCAUGCAAACAACUGGGAUCUGACGGAGCGGCUCCUGACCCACGUGCUGUGUUUCUUCCUGCCUCUCGGGGUCAUGACCUAUUGCUACGCUGCGGUGGCGGUCACCCUGCACCAUAGCCAGAGAGGUCAGCGCAGCCUGGAGAAAGAGGGAGCCAUCAGGCUGGCUGCACUAGUCACUGCUGUGUUCUGCCUGUGCUGGCUGCCCUACAACAUCACCAUGCUGGUGAAGACCCUGGUGGAUCGGGGGUUGGACUCUGGUUUGAGCUGCCAGUCCCGGACUAGUUUGGAUAAGGCCUUGGUGGUGACAGAGAGCCUGGGGUACACACACUGCUGCCUCAACCCGCUGCUGUACGCCUUCACUGGGGUACGGUUUCGACAGGAUCUCCUGAGACUGCUGGCCCACUGAGUCUAUGGUAAAGGGGUGUACUCCAACGGGGACGGGGGAGUAACACGUCAGCGUCAUUCUCUAAAGGACUCACCACCACGAAAAUCCUCAUGUUGACCACCAGAUUUGACUGUUACAACUAAGGUGAAAAUGUGUCUUACACCUCGUUUCUUUAAAAGGAUACUGACGGUUCAUUCUGAUCUUUGAAUGAAUUAUGAGUAAAACUAUUGUAUUUUCAGCUUACAAAUGAAUUUUACUGUUACAACUAAGAGCUGGGGGAGGGGGGGGGGGGUUACUGUUAGAGCUUGUGAAUCAUUGAUCAACCCCUCUGUAUGUCUAACCUCUCUUUAUGGGGUUGUGGAUCAAUAAUCAACCCUCAGUAUGACUAACCUCUAUGGGGUUGUGGAUCAAUAAUCAACCCUCUGUAUGACUAAUCUCUCUUUAUGGGGUUGUGGAUCAAUAAUCAACCCUCAGUAUGACUAACCUCUCUUUAUGGGGUUGUGGAUCAAUAAUCAACCCUCUGUAUGACUAACCUCUCUUUAUGGGGUUGUGGAUCAAUAAUCAACCCUCAGUAUGACUAACCUCUCUUUAUGGGGUUGUGGAUCAAUAAUCAACCCUCAGUAUGACUAACCUCUCUUUAUGGGGUUGUGGAUCAAUAAUCAACCCUCAGUAUGACUAACCUCUCUUUAUGGGGUUGUGGAUCAAUAAUCAACACUCAGUAUGACUAACCUCUCUUUAUGGGGUUGUGGAUCAAUAAUCAACACUCAGUAUGACUAACCUCUCUUUAUGGGGUUGUGGAUCAAUAAUCAACCCUCAGUAUGACUAACCUCUAUGGGGUUGUGACAACACAUUCACCUGCUUGUGCAAGCCUCGUGUACAGUGCCUUGCGAAAGUAUUCGGCCCCCUUGAACUUUGCGACCUUUUGCCACAUUUCAGGCUUCAAACAU